Molecule: messenger RNA, 3251 nt
Organism: Gryllus bimaculatus (two-spotted cricket)
Lineage: Eukaryota; Metazoa; Arthropoda; Insecta; Orthoptera; Gryllidae
Source: the annotation of a GenBank genome assembly
ACUUAUGUGCUACAUGGGCGCUGCAAGCGCACUCAAUCGAGUUGAAUCGACCUGAAACUUUGUAUACAUUGCGUUGCCUUGAGUCCAGAACCAGACUAAGAGAUUCGAAGGGAAUGUUUCAGGUGUAUUACAGCUUUCGAUUUUGGUGUUAAUUGGACUAUUCAAGUAAACGUAGGCUGCGAAAUCAGCAAUUUUCUGGUUAAUAUCCUUGAUUCUUCAAUUCCUGCCAUUGUAAAGUGACUUCAUUCUUUAGUAGGAUGACAUUUUUCACUACAUUCUUUUAUUGUAUAAUUUCUGUUGUGCUUGGUGUCUUUCUGACUUCCUGUCAGACGUGUUCGAGAUGCAAACCAUUAAAUGUGAAGUGAAUUUGUUAAUUGAAGUAAAUGAUGCAGUUCGAUUGUGUAACGUAGUAGUAAUGAACGAUAAAAUUCAGUACUUUUCCGAGAGAGUCACUGCUGCGUGUGUGUUGCGAAGUAUGACUUAUGGUGAAAUAGGAUCUAAAAGUAAUUUGGUGUAGUUCGACAUAAUUUAACAAAAUGGUAUAAUGGUAACUUCUAUGAAACAUUGCAAUUUCAAGAUCGUGUUCUUCUCUGUAAUUUCGUAGAAACAACUGUUUCGCAAGUAAUGUGUAGGUUAAGUUACUGUAUGAAGUGGGUGUAGCAGAUAUUGUCUCUUAUGUGAAAUAACCCUACAGGCAUGCUGAUAAUUGCUCUAUAUGAAGAUGAUACAUCCUGAAAUUAGUCUGUUUGACUUUUAUACAUUUUGAAAUUAUUACUUAUUCACUUUGCAAAAUAGCAGCGAUGUAUUACUGUCCUGUUGGCUUCAUCAAGUAAUAUUUGUAACAAUUUCUUGCUAGUAAGAAAUUACAAUUAAUAUUUAGAUAUAGCAGCCCUGUGAGGUGUGUGAGAGAUUAAUUAAUAAUUGUGAUGAAACAUCGUCUUGUCAACCUGAGACUGAUUCACAUUUGAUAUACUCUGUGUUUUACUCUGACAGUGCAAUAAUUCGCAAUGGUUGAAAAGGCAGUUACUUGUUAUGGACGGUCAGGACUUUUAGAAACCUAUGUCCGUGGUCAGUGGUACCGGGUUUUUGUGACUCUAGAGGAUGAUCAUCUUAGUAUAAGUUUGGACGAUAGUUGUGAAACAUCCACUGCCCUGAAUGGCACCUUGAACAAUAAUAACAAUAACAGUGUGGACAUUAGUCUUAUGGAAUGUGUGGAAGUACCUCAAUCGGUGGCCAAUCAAAAAAGAAUUGUGAGAGUAUUCAAGUCGGAUAAUAAUGGACUGGGUAUAUCAAUCAAAGGUGGAAAAGAAAAUAAAAUGCCAAUAUUGAUUAGUAAGAUAUUUAAGGGAAUGGCUGCAGAUCAAACUGAACAACUAUAUGUUGGAGAUGCAAUUCUGUCAGUAAAUGGUGAAGAUCUGCGGGACGCCACUCAUGAUGAGGCUGUGAAAGCAUUGAAGCGGGCAGGCAAAGUUGUUGAAUUGGAAGUGAAAUAUUUGAGAGAAGUUACACCAUACUUCCGAAAAGCCAGUAUAAUAUCGGAAGUCGGGUGGGAAUUGCAACGAGGCUUUCUGACGGGAGAGCCGCCAACACAUCGAUCACCACAGCAACGUGCUGACACGAGAUACUUGCCCCUCCAGCUGUGUUAUUUGGUGCGAAAUCUUCGACAUCAUGAUCCAGAACGUCGGACUUUGGAACUUUUGUCCCCGGAUGGGAUCCACAGUUGUGUAUUGCGUGCUGCGGACGCUGCUGAAGCUGCUGGAUGGUUCAACGCACUACAUUCCACGUUAAGUGCAUUAACAGUUCUUGCUCUCCAAGAAGCCAAUCAGAGAGCUCAGUUGGGGGCAACUCUGCAUCUGAUUGGUUGGCUAGCAUAUUUCCUUCCAGAGAUCAGCAAAGGCCAUGUGAGUUGUGAAGAGGAGAAGGAGGAAUCGGAAGGGCGUUGGCAGCCUGUGUUUGCAGCUGUUACAGAGCGUGAGCUUCACCUCUACGAAUCGGCUCCCUGGAGCCGUGAAGCAUGGGGCUGCCCUUCCCACUCGUGCCCAUUACUGUCCACACGGUUAGUUAGCUCAUCGACUGGGAAUGCAGAAGAUGUUAUAACGUUUAGUGUUCGAUGUGGAACAUCUGAAGGAGUGACCACCCAUGACUUGAGGGUGGAGACACACAGAGACCUUGCUAAUUGGGCACGAAUGUUGGUUCAAGGAUGUCAUAACAAUGUACAAGCUCAAAGAGAACUUACCUGUAGAUGUAUUUGGCAAGGUAAACCUGCUCAGAUAAUUUUACACUAUGAAGAAGGUUUUACACUUUCAGAAUGUAGCAAUUCUGAGACUAAAGUUAUUUGGAAAUAUCCUUUUGAGAAACUUCGAACUUCUGGUGAUGAUGGUGUCAGAUUAUUAUGGUUAGAUUUUGGUUCUGAAGAUGGGGAAGUGGAAUUGGACCUCGAAUGCUGCCCCAAGCCAUUUGUUUUUAUUUUGCACAACUUUUUAUCGGCUAAAGUUCAUCGCCUUGGCCUCUUUGCGUAACAUAAGUAAAUGUUAUGCUUUACUUGUGAAAUCAACUUUGCCGAUGCAUAAUUACAUCAUGCAGUUGUUUUUAUUACUAGAAUUCAAUACAACAGUAUAUUAACAAAACUAUUGUAUAAAUUAUAUUGUUCUUGCUUAUUAUUGUAGAAAAUAAUCUUAUCACACAAAGUUUAUACGGUUUCCAUUCCUCCAUUUUUUUAAAAAUUUUUUUUUUAAUGAAAUAUUUCAAAUUACGAUAAGUAUUUUUAUUGCAGUAUUUUAUUUUAUGGAUGAGGCAAUUUGCUUAUUAAACUAAAUUAAGUUUCGAUCUUGAAUUUGUAUACAUAAAAAUACUUCAUAUCAGGUAUCUUGCAGAACAGUCUUUUUUAUGAAUAGUGACAUUGUGAGGAGUAAAUAUGAAACCAUUCUUUAAUAAAUAUGAGAAUGGUCUCAUUUCUAAUUGAUCUUGUCAUUACUAGUGAUUUUAUAAACAAAAGUUGAAUAACUUCAAUGCGAAUGAUGCAAUACAAAAUGCAGACUGUUCUAAUGACUUUACAACAGUUCACAUUAAAACACUAAAAAUAUGUCUGACAGAUUUUAUAUAAGCAUGUGAAAAGUGAAUGUAAUAAUAAAAAAUGUAAUGCUUAACUAUUUGUUUAUUAUUUCCUGUUAUAAAAAAUACCACAAAUGUAUUCAGUGGCAGCUGGGGCCCUCUCGUCCUUCAAAAUGGGGGUGCAGCUACAUCGAAUGAAG